AUGGAUAGAAUCCCUUCGCCCUCGUUGCGAUCACCACCGAAUAUGGCUCGGAGAUGGGUACGGCGCAUGGAGCGCUAUUGCUGCGGUGCCCUCACCUAUUUUCCUCUCGCCUUUGUCUACGGGGUCACCACCUGGGCUGUAUGGGUUGUCGUUAAUAUCGGCUCCAGUGCUAUGUCAAAACCUGGUUGGAUAGGAACUAAAACCUCUUUCGGCGGCGUCUUUCUCUACGUAAUGCUUAAUUGGUGCUAUACCACCGCCGUCUUCACGAAUCCCGGUAGCACCACCAACGAUCACGGCUAUUCCACCUUACCUACCACCGCCCCGCCUCAAGCUACCUCUUUCACCGUCAAGGCCAACGGCGAGCUGCGCUUCUGCAAGAAAUGCCAGGCCCGAAAACCCGAUCGCGCGCAUCACUGCUCGACCUGUCGCCGCUGCGUCCUGAAGAUGGACCACCACUGCCCCUGGCUAGCCACUUGCAUAGGCCUACGAAACCAUAAAGCCUUUUUGCUAUUCCUAAUAUAUACCACCAUAUUCUGUUUUUAUAGCUUCGCCGUUUCUGGGACCUGGGUAUACGCCGAGCUAUUCGCACAAACUCAAUACACUAAUACUCUUAUGCCUGUCAACUUCAUCAUGUUAGCCGUCGUCUCCGGGAUUAUCGGUCUCGUCGUCGGCGCCUUUACUGGUUGGCACAUCUUACUCGCGAGUCGGAACCAGACAACUAUCGAGUGUUUAGAGAAGACUCGGUAUCUAAGCCCGCUACGGAAGACGCUACAGCACCAGUUCGAAGCACAACACAACGGCGAGGGCAUCCCCUUACACAGAUACGGUCAGCAAUUACUCGAUAGCCACGCGAAUGCGCUACCCGGCAUUACCAGGCCGGAAGAGGGCGAGGCGACGGCACCCGGAGAUGACGAUAUGCCGCAGCAGUUAUCAUAUCAGCAGAUGGAACAGUAUCGCGCGAGGAAGCGGUAUGAAGAGUAUAUGGACGAGCAGGAUUCAGAGAAACUACCAAACGCGUUCGACCUUGGUGCCAGGCGAAAUCUAUUACACUUAUUCGGCCCUAAACCCGCUCUAUGGUUCUUCCCGAUUAUUAACACGACAGGUAACGGCUGGACCUGGGAAGUGAACCCCAAAUGGAUAGCAGCGCGGGAACGGAUAGCCCGAGAGCGCCAGCAGCAGCGACAGCGGGAACUAGCCGCCGGAUGGGGCGACCCCGACCCCGGAUUCGUCCCGAUUAGGGUCGAGAGAGCCAGUGGAGGUGCCGGGAGACACUACCGAGAACCGCCGCCGCCACCACCACAACCGCGGCAUCAAAGUCAACAAAAUGGCGGCCGACGCGUCCCUUCCAAGGCGGAUCGCGUGUUGGGCCGUGAUCCAAACUUGUACGUAGACGAGCCGCCUAACUCGGUAUCGAUGCGGACGCUAAACCGGCAAGGCGUGGCGAUCAAAGAUGAGUUCGAGGAGGAGAUUAGCAGCGAUGAAGAUGACUGGAAGGAUAAGGCGGGCGAGGAGGAUCCAGAAACGAAGGCGAUGAACGUCGUUACGAACGGCGGAUGGGCGCGAAGCGGCGCGAGUGGAUUAUUAGGCAAGCCGGGCGCGGGAGUGAGGAGUGAUAGUAGCGGGAUUAAGACGAGCGCACCCCCGGUAAAAUGGGCUACGAAGGAGCAGAGUAGUGAUGAGCAUGAUGUCGAUUAG
This is a messenger RNA of Daldinia caldariorum, 1695 nucleotides long. Its product is annotated as palmitoyltransferase PFA3. Bases 1 to 1695 code for a protein of 564 amino acids. Gene Ontology annotation, molecular function: protein-cysteine S-palmitoyltransferase activity. Gene Ontology annotation, biological process: protein targeting to membrane; peptidyl-L-cysteine S-palmitoylation. The record is from RefSeq and is a predicted model, not a curated record. NCBI's taxonomy places the organism in Eukaryota, Fungi, Ascomycota, Sordariomycetes, Xylariales, Hypoxylaceae. Gene Ontology annotation, cellular component: Golgi apparatus; endoplasmic reticulum. The transcript has 2 exons.